Molecule: messenger RNA, 942 nt
Organism: Psylliodes chrysocephalus
Lineage: Eukaryota; Metazoa; Arthropoda; Insecta; Coleoptera; Chrysomelidae
Source: the annotation of a GenBank genome assembly
AUGACCCAGCUCCUAGAAGAGUCAAAAACAAAAAUUAAAAGAGAACGUGAAGAACACGAUUUAAUUAUGAGCCAAAGAAGAGAAGAACAUGCCAUUAAGAUGAAGGUUUUAGAAUUAGAUCUUAAAAUAAAGAAAAAACAAUUAAAAAACUUCAGAUUUCAGACUUCAGAUUUCAGAUUUCAGACUUCAGAUUUCAGACUUCAGAUUUCAGACUUCAGAUUUCAGAUUUCAGAUUUCAGAUUUCAGACUUCAGAUUUCAGAUUUCAGAUUUCAGAUUUCAGAUUUCAGAUUUCAGAUUUCAGAUUUCAGAUUUCAGAUUUCAGAUUUCAGAUUUCAGAUUUCAGAUUUCAGAUUUCAGAUUUCAGACUUCAGAUUUCAGACUUCAGAUUUCAGACUUCAGAUUUCAGACUUCAGACUUCAGACUUCAGAUUUCAGACUUCAGAUUUCAGACUUCAGACUUCAGACUUCAGACUUCAGACUUCAGACUUCAGACUUCAGACUUCAGACUUCAGACUUCAGACUUCAGACUUCAGACUUCAGACUUCAGACUUCAGACUUCAGACUUCAGACUUCAGACUUCAGACUUCAGACUUCAGACUUCAGACUUCAGACUUCAGACUUCAGACUUCAGACUUCAGACUUCAGACUUCAGACUUCAGACUUCAGAUUUCAGACUUCAGAUUUCAGACUUCAGAUUUCAGAUUUCAGACUUCAGAUUUCAGACUUCAGACUUCAGAUUUCAGACUUCAGACUUCAGAUUUCAGACUUCAGAUUUCAGACUUCAGAUUUCAGACUUCAGAUUUCAGACUUCAGAUUUCAGACUUCAGAUUUCAGACUUCAGAUUUCAGACUUCAGACUUCAGAUUUCAGACUUCAGAUUUCAGACUUCAGAUUUCAGACUUCAGAUUUCAGACUUCAGAUUUCAGACUUCAGAUUUCUUUAA